Hemicordylus capensis (graceful crag lizard) is the source of this 978-nucleotide messenger RNA. RefSeq lists its product as uncharacterized. NCBI's taxonomy places the organism in Eukaryota, Metazoa, Chordata, Lepidosauria, Squamata, Cordylidae. The coding region runs from base 116 to 754 and encodes 212 amino acids. The record is from RefSeq and is a predicted model, not a curated record. The transcript is spliced from 3 exons.
UGAUAAGCACUCCUCCCAUACUGCGGCAAAAUAGAACCAAUCCGCUCUUUCCACGCUCUCUCCCUAUACAUUUGCACCACCUCUUUUGUACUCUAUAAAUAAACGCACCCUUCUGAUGUUCAGGAGGUCCUGCAUUGACACCGUUUCCGCCUUGUUUGUUCCCUCAUCUGGUGACCCCGACGUGAUCCAGAUCCCUCAGCACCCUGCUUACGCGACUGGAACAGUCUUCUUAGUGCACUCAGCUUCGGCUCCCUCGUUGCGCUGGUCCAGACGAACAUUGCCAGUGGAAAGCCAACUCGCCCGUUGUGGGUACCUGCCCGCUGUGUUCGACCCACCCAGGAUGUCGUGGCAUCAAGGUCUGUCCAACCCGAUCCCGAACUUCGGUCUCCACCUGAAGGAGAGCUUCCCGGCACAGCCCCGACAACGAGGCAGCAACAGGAAGAACAACCCGCCAGUGACCUGGGGAAUGGUGAAGAAUCUGGCAGCGCAGGCGACCGUGCUCCUGGAGCAGGAGGAAAAAGAAAAGACCCCUGAGAACUUUCUGGCAGCCGUGUUUGCAGCCCUGAAUGCAAAUUCUUGCCUUAUUCUGUUUUGUUAUUUCUUCUGCCUUUUUUAUGUACCUACUGAAGCUUUGCCCUUGGCUUCUCUUUCACACCCCAACAUGUGGGUCCGUCACGCGUAUUAUAUGUUUCACACCCAUGGAACCAAUGUCUCCCUGAUAUGUGAGCACCCAUUAUGCAUAUCACCAUGUUAAAACAGAAAAGGGGGAGAUGUAGGCUGAUAAGGGUAAACACCCCACCCAGGACUGGCAUACCAUACUGGAAUGUGGCGGUCGCACCCUGAUAAGCACUCCUCCCAUACUGCGGCAAAAUAGAACCAAUCCGCUCUUUCCACGCUCUCUCCCUAUACAUUUGCACCACCUCUUUUGUACUCUAUAAAUAAACGCACCCUUCUGAUGUUCAGGAGGUCCUGCAUUGA